Messenger RNA from Cherax quadricarinatus, 1135 nucleotides. The record is from the annotation of a RefSeq genome assembly. Lineage: Eukaryota; Metazoa; Arthropoda; Malacostraca; Decapoda; Parastacidae.
AUGACUUCGCCUUUACGUAAAUCCCAUCCUUUGCUUAAACUCGUUAAUUCCGCACUCGUAGAUAUACCAAUUCCUACUAACAUCUCAAUUUUUUGAAAUUUCGGGUCCCUCUUAGGGUUAUGUCUAGUAGCUCAGAUCGCAACCGGACUAUUUUUGUCAAUUCAUUUUACCCCGCAUAUUGACCUAGCUUUUUCGAACGUAGCCCACAUCUGUCGUGAUGUUAAUUACGGGUGAUUGUUCCGCACCCUUCAUGCAAAUGGGGCCUCCUUUUUCUUUAUCUGUAUCUACUCCCACAUCGGACGAGGUCUUUAUUAUGGGUCAUUUGCUCUUUUCCACGCUUGGAGAAUUGGCGUUCUAAUUCUGUUUUUAACAAUAGCCACAGCUUUUCUAGGUUAUGUCCUACCUUGAGGACAAAUAUCGUUUUGGGGUGCCACCGUUAUUACAAACUUAUUUUCUGCCAUUCCCUAUAUUGGCACAGAUUUAGUCCAAUGAAUUUGGGGAGGGUUCGCAGUUGAUAACGCCACCUUAACUCGAUUCUUUACAUUCCACUUUCUGCUGCCAUUUCUAAUUGCUGCAGCCACACUCGUCCAUAUUUUAUUCAUCCACCACUCUGGAGCCAACAACCCUUUAGGAGUAACCUCCUCUCUAGACAAAAUCCCCUUCCACCCCUACUUUACAUUUAAAGAUAUUGUAGGGUUCCUAAUCAUACUUAUACUCCUAGUCCUCCUAACUCUCCUAAACCCAUACUUACUCGGAGACCCUGAUAAUUUUACCCCGGCUAACCCUCUAAUUACACCAGUGCAUAUUCAACCUGAAUGAUAUUUUCUAUUUGCAUACGCCAUCCUUCGAUCCAUCCCAAACAAAUUAGGAGGGGUUAUCGCUUUAAUAUUAUCAGUUGCGAUCCUUUGAUUCCUCCCAUUCACCUCCCUAUCAAAAUUCCGAGGCCUUACCUUUUAUCCUUUAAACCAGCUUCUAUUUUGAACUCUUAUCUCCACAAUCAUUUUAUUAACAUGGAUCGGAGCUCGGUCUGUAGAGGAUCCUUAUAUUUUCACAGGUCAAGCUCUAACUGUCAUCUACUUUUCCUAUUAUAUUACUGACCCUUUGGCUACCCUUUUAACAGACCUUCUUCUAAAAU